Molecule: messenger RNA, 1187 nt
Organism: Acomys russatus (golden spiny mouse)
Lineage: Eukaryota; Metazoa; Chordata; Mammalia; Rodentia; Muridae
Gene: Fam228a
Product: family with sequence similarity 228 member A
Exons: 7
Coding region: 193-1098 (301 amino acids)
Source: RefSeq, a predicted model, not a curated record
ACCCCCAGGCUAUUCAGCAGUGUUGAUGCCUGCUUCAGUCCCCAGGGUGGUGUGGAAGGGGUUUCUAGGACAGGAGAAAGAGGGGUUUCUAAAUCAAGUUCCAAGUCCCUACCUACAGCCAUGCUUUUUUCCACAUUGAUACACUAAUAAGUCUCCUCAGUUUUUCUUGCUCAGGGAUUUUAUCUACUCUUUAUGGCUGCCACAAAAACUGCCAACUGUGCCGAACAUUUCAGUGUGGAGAAACUAAAGGAAUGGCCAGACCCGGAGUCUGUUUCUUUAAUGGAGGUACUAGCUAGAGAAGACAUCGACGAGGCUGUACAUGCAUUAUUAUUUAGAGAAAACUAUAUUGUGAAGAGACUGGAUACGUAUUUUCAGCAUCUAGAUGCUUCUAAGGAAAGAAGAAAAGAGAUGUUACAUAAAAAAUGGGUUGAAAAUGUGGUACAGCCUCUUCAGCAGAGAAUUAUAGAAAAAGUAAUUUCAUAUAGAAGACCUGGAAAAAGUCAAGUGAAAUAUGAAUACUGCUUAAAGCACGCAAAGAGACCGACUGAAGCCUCUCCGUUGUGCGAAUGCCUGUUUCAAAGACAGCAAGAGCUCAGAGAAAUGAAAGGAACCAGUUACCAAUAUGGCACAGGAAAACAGAAUGACACAAAAAAAGAAGCCAAAGAAGCUAAGAGGGUCCCCCUAUUCACCAGAUCACCCCAGCUCAUGCUCACUUCCCAUGGCAUCGUUCCCAAGGAGAGGCAGAGAGCCCCCGCCCGCACCGCGUGGAAUAAGCCUGGUGGUGCAUGCAGUUCUAUAAUGCUCGUCAGUACAUCAAAGCUACAUCUGCCUCAGGAAGAGAAGACCGUCAACCUAAGCCAGCUUGCUUUUGAAAGGCAGUUCCGGUCCUCAAAGCUCAACCAGGAGAACAGAGAGGCUGAAAAGAAGGGUCUAGUUUCAGGGACCCAACCACAGAGAGCACGGUCCUGGGCAGCAGCAGACAGCCGGCAUGCGCAGGGGCCCCCACCUGUGGCAAGAAGAGUGAUGACAGCAGAAUUCCUGGGGAAGCACCUGGCGUCCCUGCAGGGCGCAGCCAGGUCAGGCCUCCAGUGGUCAUAGAGCUUUGCCACCUUCGCAUCGCACAUAUGACUGACACGUACAAUACUGAGAACGAUGCUUUUCCCUAGGUAGGAAGCUACUGCAAGAAA